This is a messenger RNA of Epithele typhae, 2895 nucleotides long. RefSeq lists its product as uncharacterized. The transcript is spliced from 11 exons. The record is from RefSeq and is a predicted model, not a curated record. NCBI's taxonomy places the organism in Eukaryota, Fungi, Basidiomycota, Agaricomycetes, Polyporales, Epitheliaceae. Bases 1 to 2895 code for a protein of 964 amino acids.
AUGUCGACAGCGCCGAACGCACGGCCGCCCGGAGAGGCCUGGCAGCCUCCGAACGGUGUAUCGACGCGCUUGCGCGCCAACAGCGACGCGCCACGCGCGCGGUCGUUCCGCACUGUCGACGACCUAGAGCCAGCUGCUGUUCAGGAGGAUCAUGGGGUGCAUGAGAGGGGCCGGCGAGCUGUGCCCAGUUCGACGGAAGAAGAGCUGUCGCUAUUCAGGCGGCAAGGCAAGAGGCAGUGGCGCGGAAGGCGACACUCGGUAGUGGUAUACGCCGAGGAGGCCGAGGAUGCGGCAACAUUCUCGGACGACCCUGGCAUGUCCACGAGCACGAGCACGACUCCGAGCGACUCGGGAUGCGCGACCCCCGCGACACUCUCGCGCGCGUCCUCUCUGCGAAGGCACAAUCUGAACGUCGGGGACGUGGAGUACUUGAGGAUUGCGUUCAGCGGCUUGGACCUCUCACCCUCACCUCCUCACGAAGUACACCUUGACAGCCUCGAGCCCGAGUCCCAGAUCGAAGGAUGCUCGAUCAGGCUGCUCCCGUCAAAGUCUGCCCAGCGGGCGGAGCACUUCUUCGACCCGACUGAGACGGGUCUCCCGGUGUUCCGCCCUCUGCACCCAGCGAUGAGUCUCUCGCGAUUGUCUGUAGCGAGUGGUGUAAGAUUGCGUUGGAAGCAAUCGCCCUUUGGAGUGCCUGUCUUCGCCGGAAAACUUGAGCACGGGCUCCAGAGCACCCCGCGCACGCCAGAAGGCCUCAGCGCGCACCACGCGAGCGCACGGUGGGCGACAGACGAGCAGCAUUUUCCGACGUCGGUGUGGGGAACUGUCUGGAAGUGGCAAUCUUCAUCGGGAAGUGCCGCGCGCGCGCGCCAUUCAGUACGCGCGCACUCCGGAGAAGAGCCUGCUCCCGACACGAAAAUUUUCUGCUCUUUUUCUCCUCCUGCCACCACCAUCCCCCCACCCCUCCUUCGACACGCCUGCGACGACACCGACGCCCCGCCCGAUGACGAGGGAGGUGCUCCCGCGGUCGGUCGCCGCGGGACGUCCUCGGGGCCGCGCCCGUCGCGACUCGCGGUGCCGGCGCGCGGGUACCGGCGGCUGGCGAAGCGUCUGUGGCGCGCGCUGGCUGGCUGUAUGCGCUUGCUUUCAUCCCUCGGCGAGACUCCCGUCAUUGUUCAUUCGCACUCGAUGCAAGCUUCUAUCUUCCACCCGACCCCGCGCGGAACACGAGCACGGAUACCUUCGCCUACUUGCCUUCUCAACGUGCAGUCACCGCCUUCCACUCCCCGAUCUGCUCGUGGUUUCUGCAUCCUUGGUCCUCGAGCGCGCAUCCAGCAUACGCGCACCUUCCGUCCGACCUAUCCGCCCUACGUCCCGCCUCAUGCCCGGUCGUGUCUUCCUCACUACUCCUCCCGGUUGAUGAAGCGCGGUCGAUGGGGCUUCUCCAACCCCGCUACUGCGCGCGCCGCGCUGUCGUCUGACCGCCGCUCCUUGACUUUCGGCUCGAGCGGGUCGCGCAGCCGUCUUUUCCUGGGCCCAUGCGGCACACUUCUCGCACGCACAGGUGUGAGGGGAAAAGCCUCCCACGGCUCUCCGUCCGCACCGUAUGGGAGUCACGGACUCCGGUGCGCGCGCAGGACGUACACGAUGCACGACACGCGGCGUUCCGUGGCGUUUGCGUAUUGUGUCCACUGCCGUCGUUUUCCUCAACGGGCGACCUCGAGCCGCCCGCCACCGACACGAGGCUCUCAGGCGGACGGCGGCGUUCAGAACUUCAGACGCAGACCGCAACAUCACGGCGGUCCGCACCGUCCUCGUGGACCCAGCCAUCCGGACGACGGCGACGUCGCUGAUUCAUCCUUCUUGGCCGAUAUCGAUGGACCUGAACGUCGCACUCGGACGGAACUCGCCAACCUGCGGCUACCGUGUUCUCUUUGGACGUCCUCACCACCUCCGGACCUGCCUCAAAAUAGCAAGUUCACGAUGCGUCUCGGUGCCGGCACCCGGCGCGCCUCCCGGAUUUCGGAUGUCGGCCACACUUGGCGUGCGGCUUCGCUGGCUCCAUUUCCGUACGCAUCAAGCCCGCGACUCCUAUCUCUGACCAUCGGUCACCUCGUCGAGGGGCGCGCAUUGCGGAACACGUUGAACUUGCCGGAACCAGUCGAUCGGAAGCAAGCCAAACGCUAUUGCCUCCUCCACGUUCCGGUCCCUCCUGUCAUACGCCGUACGCCCGCGGUGCGUACGAAACGGUUCUCGAGGCCACCACCCAAUCGUUCCGUCUCCGCUGGCAGCCGCGCGCGAGGAGCAGACAGGAGCCCGGGCGCCGAGAAGAUCGACACCGACAUUCUUGGGCCAUCGCGCGCGCGCGCGCCGCCGCGCUCCGUUCCGACAUUUGUGGCCAACGUCAAUCCCGCCGACAACUCCGCUCAGUCAGCGCCUUCCGGAACGCCUCGAGAGUUCGUGCGCCGUCGCCCCUGUCUGGCCGUCGUCCCGGAACGGGCUUUUCGGGCGACCGGCGACCGGCACGCGUUAUCGAUCGACGGCGCCCCCCGCGUCCCGCAUCCCGACGCGCGGCGCGCGGUGGACACACCGCCCCUACGCGUGCACGCAUGCGCGAUGCCGCAAUACUGGUGUCACCGUUACGCAAACGCGGCGCACGCUGUGGGCGGUUGGGGCAGGCCGCGCGGGGAUCGAUUCCGAGAAGGCGCAGAGGGCACACGUGGUGUUAAGCGUGCACGCCCGUCCGCGCGCUUCGACGCCGUCUGCAGCUGGGCCGCCGGUGAGAGACGUGAUGCGCGUGGUAGAGGGACUAAUGAAUGUGUAUUGCAUUGCAGGGAUGGGCGCGCCAGCCAGGACAUGCGCUUGCGUGCCUUGUCCACGGCGAACAACGAAUGA